Phacochoerus africanus (Common warthog) is the source of this 717-nucleotide messenger RNA. It is a transcript of the gene SYNDIG1L, whose product is annotated as synapse differentiation inducing 1 like. The transcript is spliced from 3 exons. Gene Ontology annotation, cellular component: membrane; intracellular membrane-bounded organelle. The record is from RefSeq and is a predicted model, not a curated record. NCBI's taxonomy places the organism in Eukaryota, Metazoa, Chordata, Mammalia, Artiodactyla, Suidae. Bases 1 to 717 code for a protein of 238 amino acids.
AUGGAGAGUCUGAGUGAGCUACAGAACCCACUGCUCCCUCGGAACCCCGCGCACCUCCAAGGCCCCUACCCUUUCCCCGAGGCUUCUCCCGCCUGGCCAUGCAGAGAGAAGAUCUAUUCCUACCUCCUGGGGGGUGCUGGCCCCGCUCACGCCCACCAGCUCCUGGACCCAGGGUCCCUGCAGCUGGCCGUGGAGGCCUGGUACAGGCCCAACGGCCUCCUGGGGAGGGACAAGGUCAAGGAGCCCAGAGCGGGCAGCUGUGAGACCAGCUUCACAGAGAGCAGGGAGCCCCUGGCUGGGCCUACGGAGCGGCCCACAGAACCCAGCCAAGCCGAAGAGGAUGUCACCAUCCAGACUGUGUCCUACGGGGUUCAAGAGGAGCUCCAAGGCCAGGAGGACGACCAGGAGGAGGAGGAGAGUGAUGCAACCUCAACAGAGAGUGAAAGCGAAGACAACUUCCUUACGCUGCCUCCCAGGGACCACCUGGGUCUCACUAUCUUCUCCAUGCUCUGCUGCUUCUGGCCACUGGGCAUCGCCGCCUUCUACUUCUCCCAGGGGACCAGCAAGGCCAUCUCCAAGGGAGACUUCCGCCUGGCCAGCACCACCUCCCGCCGGGCCCUCUUCCUGGCCACACUCUCCAUCGCCGUCGGGGCCGGGAUCUAUGUGGCUGUGGUGGUGGCCCUGGCAGCUUACAUGUCCCAGAAUGGCCAUGGCUAG